Caenorhabditis bovis is the source of this 441-nucleotide messenger RNA. NCBI's taxonomy places the organism in Eukaryota, Metazoa, Nematoda, Chromadorea, Rhabditida, Rhabditidae. The record is from the annotation of a GenBank genome assembly.
AUGAACCUUUUAACCAUGAUGCCGUGGAAGAGGCGAUCGACGACGAGUGAGCUCGAGGCGAAAUCGACGUCGGACUCGUCGAAAACGCUGAGUUUAAAGGAGCAGAUCGUGUCGAGACGCAAAUCGCGUCUAUUCGACGCUCGCAUUUUUUAUUCCGAUUACGGGCCGGACGAAACGAGGCAUAUCGCGAAAAUUUCGAGAAACAUCAUUGAGAACGCGAUGAAAACGCGCUACAUGUCGGAAGAAGAGUUCUACAAACGUUUGGCGUCGGAAAUCCAAUUGGAAGUUGGGAAGUAUGUGAGAAACGUGAUAAGCACGUGGUCGUGCGUCGCCGGCAACAAUUUCAGCAUUUGCACCGAGGCGAAAGCCGACUCGAUCAUUUUUCUCGCGAUUGGCGAUGUCAAAAUUCUGCUGUUCCGAACGCCAUUCGAACGCAAAUAG